This is a messenger RNA of Ceratitis capitata (Mediterranean fruit fly), 596 nucleotides long. Its product is annotated as phormicin-like. The coding region runs from base 112 to 399 and encodes 95 amino acids. NCBI's taxonomy places the organism in Eukaryota, Metazoa, Arthropoda, Insecta, Diptera, Tephritidae. The record is from RefSeq and is a predicted model, not a curated record. Gene Ontology annotation, biological process: humoral immune response; defense response to bacterium. The transcript has a single exon.
CACUGGUUAGAGCAUCAAAGCAAUACCAGCAGCAACAGCAGCAGCAACUUGAGCAGCGCAAACAAUUUCUAAAUCUACAAACAAUAUCUGUAAAACAAAAAUCUUUUCAACAUGAAAGCCAUCGCACUCUUCGCUGGUCUCAUCUGCGCUCUCUGCCUUUUCCAUGCGGCCAAAGCAGCACCGGCUGAUGCCACAACCUUGCAAGUGGAGGAGGAAGGCGCACAAUUGGCGACUUUGGACGCGGCUCCCGUUGCUGAGUUGAGUCGUCAUAAGCGCGCCACUUGUGAUUUGCUGAGCGGAACUGGUGUUAAUCACAGCGCUUGUGCGGCUCAUUGUUUGUUGCGUGGCAAGCGUGGCGGUUACUGUAAUGGACAGGCUGUGUGUGUUUGCCGUAAUUAAGCGCCACAUACGUAUAUUGUACAUACAUACGUUAAAGGGGUGCUAUUAAGGAUACGCUUAUUUUGAAACGAAUUUCAAUAUUUACUUAUGCACAUACGUACAUAUAUGUAUAUAUUAUAUAUCUUACAACUUUUAAAUAUGUAUAUAAAUUUAUUGACUUUAUUAAAUAAAUGAUUUAUUGGAAGCAAAAAAAUAUA